UAGACACAUAGACACGACAUUUUUUGUCAAGCAGGUCAACCAUUCCCAGCCAGCUCCCGGUGUGGCGGAAAACGGCCAUGAAUAAUAAUCACAGAAAUAGAAAUGCUUUAUUGUUCUGAAGAAAUCUGAUGUGGUAAAUCAGUGAAUUAGUGCUCCAUUUCAAUCCCUCGUAAAACAAUUUUCAUAAUGCUGUAUAUUUUCGUGAUGACAAUUUUCAGUGUUGUGUAUGCAUAUGAAAAAGAUAUGACUAUCAGUGUGCAGCCUGGUAAAAUGGAUUGCUAUUUCCAAAAAGUAUCUCCUAAAGAAGUUAUUGAUAUAGAGUAUCAGGUCAUAGACGCGACACACGGAGAACUGGAUAUAUCAUUUCAGCUGGGUGAUCCAUUAGGCCGAAUUAUAGUCGCAGAUUACAAGAAAUCAGAGAAUAGCCACCGGCAUACGGCCUCAGAAGAAGGCGAUUACAGAUUCUGCUUCGACAAUACAUUUAGCACGUUUAGUGAGAAAACGGUAUUUUUUGAUGUCAUGAUAGAUUCCGAAGAAUCGCAGGAGAAGGAUUACGAUGGCGACGAUAGGGAAUUGGAGCUUGGUAAUGCGUUAGAAACCUAUGUGAUGCGCGUUAGAGACAUAUCAGAAUCUGUGACUAGGGUCAAAGACAAUGUGUCUGCAGCUAGGAGACUGCAGGAGCUUCAUUCAGCUCACGAGGCCAGGGACAGGAACCUCGCAGAAGAAAUGUGCUCCAGGGUUUUGACAUGGUCUUUGUGGCAGAUAGUAUUGAUGAUGGUGGUGGGUAUCAUGCAGGUGGUUGUUGUUAGGAGCUUAUUUGAAGACGGACACAGUGCAAAAUACAAACGCUUUCUACCUGGACAAUGACAUAAUUUAUAUUUAUGAUGAAAAAUUUUGAAUUAUGUUGUCAAACGAUGAAACUAUGAUGAUCAAUUUCCAAAGAACAAAAUACUCUAUUUAGUUAAAUUUCAUAUUAAGAAUUUUGAAAAGUAAUCCAUCAUAAGUUUGCUUGAAUAGAAAAAGCCAAGGAUGAAUAUGUUCCUUAUGAGAAUAGAAAUGUGGAGGCUAUGAAGAAUGGUCUUGAGUUUUAUGGGCUCGAUUAUGUGAGAGAAACAAAGGUGUUUGUGCCUUUUGUGAGCUCAAAUUUAUAUCACAAAUGAUUAUGAAGAGAGAUGAAUGAAAUAGCAUUACACCAAAGUUAUGUGUUAAAUGAAGACAAUUGUUACCAGUUUUUGGAUUUAUAUUCUAACCUAUAAAUGGUUUAAGUUUGGUUCUCUGUUGCAUUGAAAAUUGUUUUCAAUUAGUUAUGGUCUUCUGCAUGUUUUUUCAAGUUUUGUGUGAUCUUGGUAUUAAUUAUACAGCCUCGUGAGUUGGA
Plodia interpunctella (Indianmeal moth) is the source of this 1375-nucleotide messenger RNA. RefSeq names its product transmembrane emp24 domain-containing protein 5-like. Gene Ontology annotation, biological process: Golgi organization; intracellular protein transport; endoplasmic reticulum to Golgi vesicle-mediated transport. The coding region runs from base 187 to 867 and encodes 226 amino acids. The record is from RefSeq and is a predicted model, not a curated record. Lineage: Eukaryota; Metazoa; Arthropoda; Insecta; Lepidoptera; Pyralidae. Gene Ontology annotation, cellular component: Golgi apparatus; COPII-coated ER to Golgi transport vesicle; endoplasmic reticulum. The transcript has a single exon.